Molecule: messenger RNA, 1429 nt
Organism: Charadrius vociferus (killdeer)
Lineage: Eukaryota; Metazoa; Chordata; Aves; Charadriiformes; Charadriidae
Gene: ALG10
Product: ALG10, alpha-1,2-glucosyltransferase
Exons: 4
Coding region: 1-1356 (451 amino acids)
Biological process (GO): protein N-linked glycosylation; dolichol-linked oligosaccharide biosynthetic process
Cellular component (GO): endoplasmic reticulum
Molecular function (GO): dolichyl pyrophosphate Glc2Man9GlcNAc2 alpha-1,2-glucosyltransferase activity
Source: RefSeq, a predicted model, not a curated record
AUGGAGCGGGGUGAGGUCUACGGUUUCUCCGCCGCCAUGAGCGGCGCCUUCCUGCUGUCGUGCCUGCUCUUCGCGGCCAUCAACCGCCGCCAGCGCGGGCCCUACAUGGACGAGGCCUUCCACGUCCCCCAGGCGCAGGCCUACUGCCACGGCCGCUUCCUGCAGUGGGACCCCAUGAUCACCACGCUGCCGGGCCUGUACCUGGCCUCGGUGGGAGUCGUGAAGCCAGCGGUGUGGCUCUUCGGCGGGAACUUUUAUUUACUGUAUUUACUUCUGUCCAAGAUCCAUCAGAAGAAUAAGGCUGUGUCUGGUUUCCAGAGAAUCUUGUCUACAUUAACUCUUGCAAUGUUUCCCACCCUUUAUUUUUUUACAUUCCUUUAUUAUACAGACCCAGGAUCAGUGUUUUUUACUCUCUUUGCCUAUUUAAUGUGCCUUUAUGGUAACCAUAAAACUUCAGCUCUGCUCGGAUUUUGUGGCUUCAUGUUUCGUCAGACCAAUAUCGUGUGGACAGUUUUUUGUGCUGGAAAUGUUGUUGCAGAGAAGCUAAAUGAAGCCUGGAAGACAGAGUUACAGAAAAAGAAAGAUGAAAAGAUUUCUUCCAGGAAAGGAUCAUUUCCAGAUUUGAUCAGAAUAUUGCGGUUUCUUAUUGAAUAUCUCAUAUCACUUAAAAACUUGGUUACACUUACUGUUUUAACUUGGCCAUACAUCAUAUUAGUUAUGGUGUUCUUUGUUUUUGUCUUCAUCAAUGGUGGAAUAGUUGUUGGUGACAGAAGUAGCCAUGAAGCCUGUUUGCACUUUCCUCAGCUGUUCUAUUUUCUGUCCUUUACUGUCUUUUUUUCAUUCCCUCAUUUAUUAACCCCUACUAAAAUCAGGAAAUUUCUUCUGUCAUUACGAAAGCACCCUGUGCAGUACAGCUUAGUUGCUGUCAUCUCUUCGUUCCUGAUCUGGAAAUUUACCUAUGUUCAUAAGUAUUUACUAGCAGAUAACAGACAUUAUACAUUCUAUGUCUGGAGAAAAAUUUUCCAAAGACACGAGCUUGUAAAAUAUGUAUUAGUUCCAGUCUAUAUGUUUGCUGGCUGGAGUUUUGCUGAUACACUAAAAUCAAAAUCGAUAUUCUGGAUCUUAAUGUAUUUUGUAUGUUUAUUAGCGGUCACAGUUCCUCAAAAACUGCUAGAAUUUCGUUAUUUUAUUUUGCCUUUCUUAAUAUACAGGCUCAAUAUUCCAUUUUCAUCUCUAUAUAGACAACUUCUGGAGUUAGCUUUUUAUAUUGUUGUGAAUGCCGUAACUUUUUAUCUUUUCCUAAACAAAACAUUUCAAUGGCCAAAUAGCGAUGAAAUCCAGAGGUUUAUGUGGUGACUUUUUUUUUUUUUGAUGCUUUCAUAGUUUCAUGAGGGAAACUCAGUUCUGUUUCAGGACUGUGGGCUCUGGA